AUGGCUGCCCCUACCGUCAAGCUGAACAGUGGUUUUGAGAUGCCCCUCGUGGGCUUCGGCCUAUGGAAGGUCAACAACGACACUUGUGCCGACCAGAUCUACAACGCUAUCAAGGCUGGCUACCGCCUGUUCGAUGGCGCUUGCGACUACGGUAAUGAGGUUGAAGCCGGCCAGGGUGUCGCUCGGGCCAUUAAGGACGGCCUCGUCAAGCGCGAAGAGCUCUUCAUCGUCUCCAAGCUCUGGAACAGUUUCCACGAAGCCGACAAGGUUGAGCCCAUCGCGCGCAAGCAACUUGCCGACUGGGGUGUUGAUUAUUUCGAUUUGUACAUUGUUCACUUCCCCAUCGCCCUUAAGUAUCUCGAUCCCUCCGUGCGAUACCCGCCCAGCUGGACUACUGCCGAUGGCAAGAUUGAGCUCGCCAAUGCACCCAUUCACGAGACCUGGGGUGCGAUGGAGACUCUCGUCGACAAGAAGCUGGCCCGUAGCAUCGGUGUCAGCAACUUCAGCGCACAGCUGCUCAUGGAUCUGCUGCGCUACGCCCGUGUUCGCCCCGCCACCCUGCAGAUCGAGCACCACCCGUACCUCACACAGACUCGCCUGGUCAACUAUGCCCAGGAGCAGGGUAUCGCUGUCACUGCUUACUCCUCCUUUGGCCCUCUGAGCUUCAUCGAGCUCGAUCUGAAGCAUGCUAAAGAUACCCCGCUGCUCUUUGAGCAUGCGACUAUUAACUCUAUUGCGGAGAAGCACGGCCGCACUCCCGCUCAGGUUCUGCUUCGUUGGUCUACACAGCGUAACAUCGCUGUUAUCCCCAAGAGCAAUGACCCUACUCGUCUUGCUCAGAACUUGCAGGUCACUGACUUUGAUCUGGAGUCUGGUGAUCUUGAAGCCAUUAGCGCUUUGGACAAAGGCCUGCGUUUCAAUGACCCCAUGGCUUAUGGCCUCGGUAUCCCCAUUUUCUAA
Penicillium salamii is the source of this 960-nucleotide messenger RNA. The record is from the annotation of a GenBank genome assembly. NCBI's taxonomy places the organism in Eukaryota, Fungi, Ascomycota, Eurotiomycetes, Eurotiales, Aspergillaceae.